Messenger RNA from Megalobrama amblycephala (Wuchang bream), 1944 nucleotides. Its product is annotated as formin-like protein 20. The coding region runs from base 1 to 1944 and encodes 647 amino acids. The transcript has 6 exons. Lineage: Eukaryota; Metazoa; Chordata; Actinopteri; Cypriniformes; Xenocyprididae. The record is from RefSeq and is a predicted model, not a curated record.
AUGGCCCCCGAGGCCGCCUCAGGGAACCAGGACCUUGGGAGGGGACCCCCACCAGGCCUGACCCCCCUGGCCGCCUCAGGGAACCAGGGACCCGGCAGGGACCCCCACCCAGCAUGGCCCCCAAGGCCGCCUCAGGGAGCCAGGGACCCGGCAGGGACCCCCACCGGGCAUGGCCCCCGAGGCCGCCUCAGGGAACCAGGACCCUGGGAGGGGACCCCCAGCACGCAGGUCCCCCGCGGCCGCCUCAGGGAGCCCGACCUCCGGCCGCGUUCACGACCUCCUCCCCUCCUAAAGCCCAGAUGGACCCCGGACACACACACUGACCCUAACCCACCUACCAUCCUCGUACACGGGCGGAGUCUGCUCCUCUCCGCCUCACCACCGAGUCUGCUCCUCUCCGCCUCACCACCGAGUCCUCUGCCUCCCCACCUCUCAUCUUCGUACAGAGGGUGCUCUCCUCUCCUCCGCCUCACCACCUCUCAUCUUCGUACAGAGGGUGCUCUCCUCUCCUCCGCCUCACCACCUCUCAUCUUCGUACAGAGGAUGCUCUCCUCUCCUCCGCCUCACCACCUCUCAUCUUCGUACAGAGGAUGCUCUCCUCUCCUCCGCCUCACCACCUCUCAUCUUCGUACAGAGGAUGCUCUCCUCUCCUCCGCCUCACCACCUCUCAUCUUCGUACAGAGGAUGCUCUCCUCUCCUCCGCCUCACCACCUCUCGUCUUCGUACAGAGGAUGCUCUCCUCUCCUCCGCCUCACCACCUCUCGUCUUCGUACAGAGGAUGCUCUCCUCUCCUCCGCCUCACCACCUCUCGUCUUCGUACAGAGAAUGCUCUCCUCUCCUCCGCCUCACCACCUCUCGUCUUCGUACAGAGGAUGCUCUCCUCUCCUACGCCUCACCACCUCUCAACUUGGACCGGGUUUUGGCCGCUCAGGAACCCAUCCGCCUCCAGGGUCAGCCCGGCUCACGUCCUACCCGUCCCAGGGAACCAGGGCCCUGGGGAGUGACCCCCACCAGGCCUCACCCCCUCACCCGCCUCAGGGAACCAGGGCCCUGGGGAGUGACCCCCACCAGGCCUCACCCCCUCACCCGCCUCAGGGAACCAGGGCCCUGGGGAGUGACCCCCACCAGGCCUCACCCCCUUACCCGCCUCAGGGAACCAGGGCCCUGGGGAGUGACCCCCACCGGGCCUCACCCCCUUACCCGCCUCAGAGAACCACACCUCCGGCCAGGGACCCCCACCGGGCCUCACCCCCUACCCGACUCAGGGAACCACACCUCCGGCCAGGGACCCCCUUACCUGUUCACCGUGCGAACCCGGGGAUCCCACACUUAAGCCGGGGUUACUUUCCCUGCCAACCCGCGCCUCCAGAGAACCGGCCCACUGGUCGCCCAAAACGCCCGCUUCCCACUGGGCCCUGGGGGAAGGACCCCACCCAGACUGACCCCCCCCCUCCGGCCGACUCGGACACACGCGCCGCUCCCACUGGUCCCCCGGGGACCGGGAAAGAGGAGGAGUCGCCUCCCGACGCGAGAGGGGUAGGGGAGCCGAACCGGGACGGGCCAGGUCCCGGACGGCCGCCCCCACGCACGCGCUCGCCCCCGGGGGGCGUCGGACCGGGGCGGGCCAGGCCCCGGCCGACGUUUCCCCCCCUGGGCGCUCGCCCGGAGAGCGAGGCACGUCCGCCGUCCGGGGCUGGCCGGGCCCCGGGCGACGGACCUCCCCGCCCCCCGGCGCUCGCGGCGGGAGACUUCGGAGGUGUACCGCCCCAGUCAAACUCCCCACCUGCCACUGUCCCCGGGACGGGUCGCCGGGGGGGAGACCUCACGGGUAGAGAGGCCCUCCCCGGCUUGACGCCAGAAGCGAGAGCCCGCCGGGGGCUCGCCUCCCCGCCUCACCGGUGCCAGACUAGAGUCAAGCUCAACAGGGUCUUCUUUCCCCGCUGA